GGCCUCGGCUACCGACUCCGAAGAUGCCUCGGCCAUGCCUUCGGCUCUCUGGGACCCUAGCUGCGCGGCUUCCGCCCGCUUCAGAAAUCCUGGGGCAUUUUCCGCCACUCAACACCGCCCCCUACAACCCCGCAGCCCUGCAGAGUGGUUCCGCUGCCUGACCUUUCCGCUCUUACCCGUCCCUCUCUUUGUCUAUCUCCGUAAGCACUCGGGAACAACUUCUCUCCGUGACUCUCAGUCCUUGGGGGUCUCACCGUGUGGCUCAGGCUGGCUUCGAACUCGCGAUCCUCCUCCUUCAGUGGAUGGGUACAUGCUCUGCAAGCUGGAAGAGGGGAAGGGACCUGGGCACAACGUCCUACCUGAGACGCCACCAGUACCUGGUAGCUGCCAUCAUCCCUCUGAAUUCCGGAUUCCCUAUCUUCAGAAAGAUGGUGCCUGGUUCUGUUUUGUCCAGAACUUAUCAGAAUUAAAUGAGGCGCUGAUUGUGGAGUGCGGUUGGACAGGUCAUCACCCACCUGUCCUGCCCCUGUGUGCCUCAGUGUCUCUGCUAGGUGGCCUGACCUUUGGCUAUGAGCUAGUCGUCAUAUCCGGUGCCCUGCUGCCACUGCAGCUGGCCUUUGGACUGAGCUGCUUGGAGCAGGAGCUCCUGGUGGGCAUUCUGCUCCUGGGGGCUUUCCUUGCAUCCCUGUUCGGGGGCUUCCUCAUUGACCGCUAUGGCAGGAGACAAGCCAUCCUGGGGAGCAAUGUGGUGCUGCUUGCUGGCAGCCUGAGCCUGGGCCUGGCUGACUCCCUGCCCUGGCUGCUCCUGGGCCGUUCAGUGGUUGGCUUUGCCAUCUCACUCUCAUCCAUGGCUUGCUGUAUCUAUGUGUCAGAGCUGGUGGGGCCGAAGCAGAGAGGCGUGCUCGUGUCCCUCUAUGAGGCAGGCAUCACUGUGGGCAUCUUGCUCUCUUAUACCCUCAACUAUGUCCUGGCUGGCACUGCCUGGGGCUGGAGGCACAUGUUUGGCUGGGCAGCUGCACCCGCUCUCCUGCAGUCCCUUAGUCUCCUCUUCCUCCCUGCCAGUGCAGAGAGGACGGCAGCCCACCAGGAUCUCAUCCCGCUCCAGGGAGGGGAGGCCAGCAAGCUGGGGUGGCCUCGGUACACCUUUCUGGACCUGUUCAGGGCCCGGGAUAGCAUGCGAGGCCGGACUGCAGUGGGGCUGGGGCUGGUGCUGUUUCAGCAGUUUACAGGGCAGCCCAAUGUGCUGUGCUACGCCUCUACCAUCUUCCAUUCUGUUGGCUUCCGUGGGGGCUCCUCAGCCGUGCUGGCUUCUGUGGGGCUCGGUACUGUGAAGGUGGCAGCCACCCUGACUGCCAUGGGGCUGGUGGACCGUGUGGGCCGGCGGGUCCUAUUACUGUCUGGCUGUGCCCUCAUGGCCUUGUCUGUCAGUGGCAUAGGCUUGGUCAGCUUUGCCGUGUCCCUGGACUCAGGCCCCAGCUGCCUGACCCCUUCCAAUGCCACCCAGCAGACAGACCUGCCUGGAAGCUCAAGCCUGCUCAAGGGUUCAUCUCCACCACCAUUGCCAAGAAUCAGCAGGGAACAAGGGCAGCCAGUCUUCUCAGUUACUGAAAGAUCCAAGGCCCAUCCAGGAGCCCGAGAAACCUCAGCAUCUUUGGAGCCAGCCCUGAAUGCCGUCACCCCAGAGUCCCCCAGUCCUCAGGAGCACACCCUGCUGUGCUGGGCUGCCCUGAUCUGCAUGAUGGUUUAUGUGAGCGCCUUCUCCUUUGGAUUUGGACCAGUGACCUGGCUGGUCCUCAGUGAGAUCUACCCGACGGAGAUCCGAGGGAGAGCCUUUGCCUUCUGCAGCAGCUUCAACUGGGCAGCCAAUCUCUUCAUCAGCCUGUCCUUCCUCGAUGUCAUGGGUGCCAUUGGCUUGUCUUGGACCUUCCUGCUGUAUGGGCUGACUGCUGUCCUCGGCCUGGCCUUCAUCUACCUAUUUGUUCCUGAAACAAAAGGCCAGUCAUUGACUGAGAUAGAACAGCUGUUCCAGAGGAGUGGGUUCCAGAGGAGCGCUGGCCAUAGGCAGAACUCCGAUGGCUUCCAGUACCACCGCCUGGGGGUCUCUGAGGCUUCCUAAGGAGUCUGUCUGCCUGGAAGAUGCUGGAACAUUGGUUUCAACAAUCCAUCUCCAGCUCCCUGUCUGCUGGGCCCAGAGCCCAUGAUCCAGAUUUCCUUCUGGAAUCAACCCAGCCCCAGAUGAGGCCUCUUGUUGGGGCGAGAUGAACCCCAAAUUCCGCAUUUUGAGGCUCUAGCUUCAUGCCUCAGUUUCCCCAUGGACUUGGUGUAUGUCUGCAGUGUUUAUAGUGAGAGCAUUCUCUGAGCUCUGUCUUUGUCACACCUCUCAUUCCCUCACCCAGUUAUUUAUGAGGCACUAGGAUCUGAGGCAAACAGAGGAAAGCCAGAACAAAAUGCUCAGCAAGGUGCCAUCAGUUGGCUCUGGGGACAGCUGGUACCUUGAUUCCAGAGUCAGCACCCUGGAAUGCAAGGGCCAGCUCCAGCACAUGACAAGUGCUGGGAGCCGAGCCGUUUCCAAGGUGGGGCAGGGAGCUCUGCAGGAAGGAAGGGAUUUGGAGGGACACACUGGAUGCUAGUUAGUGUGGCAUCUACUUUGUGUGCUAUUGAUCUUGGGAAAUGACUCCCUCAAGCUUCAAUUUUCUUAUCUGCAGAAUGGGGACAGUGGGGUCCCUUGGGGUAUAUUGAUUGAUUCCCUCUCAGGAGGGUUUUCAGGAGGCCUCAGGGAAUUUCUGCUCACUGAGGACCCCUCCUUUGUGGCACCGUAAAGAGUCAGUCAGAUGGAGCCCAGGAAGUGGCUGAGGUUGGAGGUCAUGUAAGGAAGACACCAACAAGACGGGGUUAGUUCCUGGACACUGGGGAGCUGCCCCAACCUGCCUUAUCAGCCAUGCCUUCCCACCCCGACCAGCGCAGCCCCUGAAGCCAGCCUUGGGAUUUCCUUGCUCUUUAUUUCUAGAGAUUUCCCUCAUAGCCAAUGGCAUGCUGGAGCUGGCUUGUACUGGCUUCCUGGAGCUGGCUGGCAUGCUUUCAGAUCUGAAAACUGGUUGUUAAACACUGCCAUUAUUUUAAAAAUGAGUUAUUUUAAUUUAUAAUUACAUUAUAUUAAAAAGCAAAGACAAUACUCAAAUCAUUGCUGCCUAGCCAGGUGUGGUGGCAUGUGUCUGUGACCCCAAUACUCAAGAAGAUCAAGGUUCUAGUCUAGUCUGGCUACAUAGUGAAGCCCUGUCUAAAUAAAUAAAUUAAACUAAACAAACCAAAAUAAAUAGGUAAAUUAAGAAAAUACCAACACCUGUUGCCACCUCCUGGUUUCACCACUGUUUCACCUUUCUGUUGCUGGGCUGUGCUCAUGCUGCGUGUCUGAUGGACGUGGAGGGAGACGUGAGCAUUUUUCUGGCACUCAGUGUCUUUGCCUUCUCUGCUUAAACUGAUCCUGGGAGUAUUUUGCAUCCCAGAGGUUAGGGAAGACUACAGACCAGGGCUUGACUUACUGUUUGGUUGAUUUUCAAGAGUUGAGAACUGGGACUGGAGAGAUGGCUCAGUGGUUAAGAGCAUUGACUGCCCUCGCAGAGGAACUGGGUUCAGUUCCCAGCACCCACGUAGUGGCUAACAACCAUUCAUAACUCCAGUUCCAGAGGA
Molecule: messenger RNA, 3687 nt
Organism: Nannospalax galili (Upper Galilee mountains blind mole rat)
Lineage: Eukaryota; Metazoa; Chordata; Mammalia; Rodentia; Spalacidae
Gene: Slc2a10
Product: solute carrier family 2 member 10
Exons: 6
Coding region: 35-2116 (693 amino acids)
Biological process (GO): transmembrane transport
Cellular component (GO): membrane
Molecular function (GO): transmembrane transporter activity
Source: RefSeq, a predicted model, not a curated record